AUGAAUCGGGGGUCGUAUUUAAAAGAACAACAACAAUAAAAACCGUCUUCUGGAGUUUUUUAAUUCGUCCUGUGUCAUCUCCGCCACGUUAGCCGCGACCAGAACCGGAAGAGAGGAAAAUAGUGGUUGAAAAAAACAACAACGAUGUAUUUCUUAGUCAACUAGCAAGCUAACCGGCUAGCUAGCUAGCAGACGUCAACAGCAGCUCCAAAAUGUACUUUCUCUACACAUUCAUCGCGUCGUUCUGUGCUUUCUUCAUCAUGAAAUGGAUGAAAAAGAGGAGGCAUUGCACCGAUUUGAAAAGACUCGAUGGCAAAACAGUUGUUAUUACAGGUGGUAAUUCUGGCAUUGGCAAGGAGUCGGCCGUUGCCCUGGCGGCGAGAGGAGCCCGCGUCAUACUCGCAUGUAGGGACCCCGACAAGGCUGAGAAGGCCGUGAGGGAGAUCAAGGUGAGGAGCCGCAGCCUCAACGUCCUUCACAUGGAGCUGGAUCUCGCCAACCUGCGCUCCGUGGGGGAGUUCUGCAAGAGCUUCCUCCAGAGGGAGAAGAGGCUCGACAUCCUGAUCAAUAAUGCAGCCAUGCCCGGAGUCCUGCAAUGGACGGACGACAACUUCAGCAUGUGUUUUGGCGUCAACCACCUGGGCCACUUCCUCCUCACCAAUCUGCUUCUGCCUCGCCUGAAGGAAUGCGCCCCCAGCCGCGUGGUCACCCUCACAUGCGCCAGCUACAAAUUCCAGAAACUGGACUUCCAGGACCUCAACUACAACCUGCUGCCCUUCUUCACCUACUGCCGCAGCAAGCUGGCCAACAUCUACUUCAGUCAGGAGGUGGCCCGCGUCACUGAAGGGAAAGGAGUGACCUCCUACGCCGUCCACCCCGGCUUCGUCCAGAGUGAGUGGGUGUGCCACUACUCCGUGCUGCUCCGCCUGCUGCUGCAGGUCCUCAUGUGGAUGUUCUUCGUGCCGUGUGAGGUCGGCGCUCAGACGGUCGUCUACUGCGCCGUGUCGGACGAAGCUGCGAAACACAACGGGGGUUACUUCGUCGACUGCCGAGCGGCAACUCUGCGUCCUUUCGCCAGAGACGCUGGUGUGGCCAAAAAACUCUGGGAGGCCAGUGAGAGACUGGUGAAACUGGCCUGAUGGUGGGAACUGGUGGGGGGGUGGGGGGGGGGGGAUUGUUACACUGCGGUGCUUUCGGUGUGAACGUAGCGUUAGCAUAAUGCUACGUUCAAACCGAAAGCGAUGCGAUUUGUCGCGUCGCCCAAAUCGCGUGAGUUUACUCGCGCGACCAUUUGCCGUGUUCACACCAAAAGCAUUGUAAAGCUCCACGAGGGGCGGGGCUUAUCUCCGUGGCUUGUCUCCUUAAAGACUGUUAUCAUGUCCUUCAUCCACCAUGAAGAACUAACCACUAGUGCUGCUUCAUACUUGUUGAGGACAUCCCACAAACGCCUGAACAUCUAACGCCCUCGUGUCUGGGUUCAUAACAUUAAUAUAUUUAUAUAUAUAUUUAUUUAUAUAUAUAUAAAUAUAUAGAUAUAUAUGUUUAUUUAUAUAUAAAUAUGUAUUUAUAUGAUUAUAUAUAUGUUUAUUUAUAUAUAUAAAUAUGUAUUUAUUAGUGCUGUGAAAAAUAACGCGUUUAACUCAGUUAAUUAAAUUACAGGUUUAACUAGUUGUUUUUUUUAAACGCAUUUAACGCAUGCGCAGAAUGAGCUUCCAAUCCGUCUGUUGUUGGUCGUCUCUAACCAGCAGCAUGUCAUUCUGUCUCUAGUGUCGCGUUAACACGACUCCGAUCUCCGAAAAAAAGUCACUUGCACCCCCCCAAUGCAGGGCUCUCAAGUGUCACGCCUUGAGCGUGAGACUCACGCAUUUCGGUCUUAACUCACGCACUCCUGCCACACAUCGUAUUUCUCACGCUGAAAAAAACUCUCGGCUCUUUAAUGUUUUAAUGCAGGGGUGCUCAAUAUGUCGAUCGCGGUCGCCGCAGAGCUUCGAUGCCGGCGCGCGCAUCGCUCUGUCGCGCGAGCCGAGAAUUGUUGACGGGGGGGGUAGAUGAAAAUUACAGGGUGACGGGUGGAGAUUUCCCCUGUUAUAAUAGGGGAAACACUGGAGUUGAUAAGCGUGUCUUCUUGUCUGAUCAAUACGCAACUGUGAGGUGCGUGAAUGGACCGAGCGGCCAGCUGCUGAUCACUCACUCAACGAACAGACGGUGCGCGCGCAGCGCGCAAACAAUGUUUUUGGGAGCACCGAAGACCCAUUUUGACCCAAGAAAAACCCUGAAUGUAUAUAUGGGAUUAAUCAUGAUUAAUCCACAGAAACCUGUGAUUAAUCUGAUUAAAAAUUGUAAUCGUUUCACAGCCCUAGUAUUUAUAUAAAUGUAUAUAAAUAUAUAUAUUUGUAUUUAUAUAAAUAUGUAUUUAUAUAAAUGUAUAUAAAUAUAUACAUAUAUAUAAAUAUGUAUUUAUAUAAAUUUAUAUAUGUUUAUAUAUAUAUAUAUAUAUAAAUAUAUACAUGACAACACCCGUGCCUAUUUUAUUCUCUGAGUGAGGUACUCAUUAGAGGUACUAAAGAGCUCCGGUUGCCCGCAAACCGCAAUGAUAAGUGUCUCCUCCAUCUUUUUCUGAUUCAACAGCGGUGGGACAGUGAUGACGCAACUCAAGAGCUGAUUCACUUCAAUUCAGUUUAUUUGUAUAGCCCAAUUUCACAAAUUACAGAUUUGUCUCGGAGUGCUUUACAAUCUGUACACAUAGACAUCCCUGUCCCAAAACCUCACAUCAGAUCAGGAAAAACUCCCAAAUAACCCUUCAGGGUGAAAAAAGGGAAGAAACUUGGCCGAGUUGCGAAAUUAUCGCCUCAAAGUUGAAAUAUUUAAACUAGAUGCGAUACUCGUGCCGCUCAAAACGCCCGAACGCGCCGCCUGGAUCAAUGUUGCGCAACCACAGCGUCUGUACGUGGACUGCUCACGGGAUCUCGUCGAGCCGAAAAAUCUUGCCGCUUUCUGUGUGAACGCGGCAUUAGAGUUGUUGACGGUCAUGUACUUUUUUUUAUUUAUGUUUGUGUUCUUCAUUCACAUUUCUGUUGUGUGCAAUGCAGAUGUAAAUAUUGUUUUUUAAUUGAUGUGCUUGUGUAAUUUAAGAAGGAAAUGGGUUUUUUGCACAAAAUAAAAGACUUUACAAUGAUUUCUGUCUUUGGAGAGCACAUCGUCAUCGAAGUUGAACGGUGACUUCAGGUUGAAGCACGCCGUUGAUGCUGAAUAGGCCACGCCCACAACACCACACUCUGGUUUUAGAACAGAUAACGUUAGCUAAGUAGUAUUUCUUCUAUUUUUGGGGGGGAAUUGUAUUUUUCUUUGUAUUUUUUUAUUUAUUCUGAGCAUCUCUUGAGUUUGAUCUGUAAUUUGAGACGUGUAAAGAAGCAUUGAUUGUUGGUACUUUCUCAAUUCAUUGUUCUCAGGUGGCGUCCCGCCCUGAGGGGAACGCCCUCGAGGAAGAACACCCCGACAGGGAGGAGGAUGUGUAUCUGUGCCUUUAAAGAACUCCAGUGGCCUUCACGAGUUACACUGUUAGCUCAAGUUAGCGACGCUAUGUUUGUUUUCUGGGGGGAAAUUGAGGUUGUAAUAUUAGUCAAGGUUCAUUUUCAUUCUGAAGAGUUAUCAGCAGUUGUGUUAAAGUAAGAGAGGGUUUUAGCCAGUGUGCAGAAAUAAUAUCACACAUUUAAUUCCUUUUUUUGUUGUUUUACUAGUGAGACAAACUGUCUUCUACCAAGAGCCACCGAGAAGGACACACAGCUUCUGCUCGUCUUCACAGAACCAACAAGGGGUAACUAUAUAUAUAUACUAGGGCUGUCAGCGUUAACGCGUUAAUCUAUGCGAUUAAUUUGGCCGCAUUAACGCACUAAAAUAUUUUAACGCAAUUAACGCAACUUUGUUUACUUCCGGUGUUCGUUGAAGACACUUUCCGUUUUUAAAACAAUUAUUUCUCCGCGAAAAUAAGGAGCAGAAAUCAGUUUAAACUCGUGGAUGAAUCAGUCGGGUUUCCUCCUGCUCCUCCUUCCUCCCGUCUCCUCCUCUGAUACACAGAGGAACAGAGGGGGGGACGUGUCGGGUGACGCGGCGCGGAAAGAACUCGUCACACGAAACCUUCAACGUGAUUGGUCAAUCCGUUUGUCUGUCAACAUUUUGCGAAAAAAACAACCAAUGAACACUCAGUAAAUCACAAAGGACCUCCCACCUCACAGGUAAGGCUCAUUAGCAGCCUUCAGUCAGAGAGCAGAGAACACGGCACAGGACAACUGAGCCUCAUUACAGAGCUGAGAUUGUUCUGGAAUGUUUGAUGUAUAACACGUGGGUAUGUGUCACAUGAAAACGCCUUUAAAAGGUGAAUCUACAUUUUUUUGUAAAAUGUAUAAAAUGAGCCCAGCCUCCAGAGGGUUAACGUGACAUAUUUGAAUGUCAGUCAGUUACCAAGGCCACUGGUUCUGCUGUUCAGUGGUAAAGAUGACAGGACCAAUGGGGUCUCAAUAUACUUCUUUUUUUUAACUAAUCUGGAUGUUUCACUGAAGAAACAAUUUAUCAUCCACAAUAUUAAAUACCUCACUGGCACUGUAUAGGUAGGAGCCUCUUUGAAAACACAGCUCUGUGUGGAGUUUUGUCUUUAAAAAGAAAAGAAAAACUUUUAAUCGCGAUUAAUGAAUUUCAAAAUGUGCGAUCAAUUAGUUAAUUUUUUUUAAUCGAUUGACAGCCCGAAUAUAUAUAUAUAUAUAUACGGAUGAUGAACCCAGUCGGGGGACAACGGGUCAUCAGAUUUGGAUCAUCAUAUAUUUAAAAAAAAUCAUAUUUCUUCUAAUAAAACAUAAUUUUACUGUUCAGAAUGGACCAAACAAUAAAUGUUAAAGCAAUAAUUAACCUGUUAUUUACGUGUGACUGUUGACAUAUUUUAUAUUAUGAGUUCUAUCUUAACAACAAACGCAGUUUUCUUCCUCAUUUUUAUUUCUGUCGAAGAUUCUGCAGAAGUUGUCUUUAUGAUGUAUAUAUUUCUACAAUGUUGAGUUAAAAUAAAUAAAAAUCGCAAAUGUGUAAUAAAAUGUUAAUUACUUUAAUAUUGUGUUGAUUAGUUCUUCACCUAAAUGCUGUUUAUAUGAUCAAUUAAUCUAUUAAUUCAUUAUAAAUAUCAGAAUUUAGUUAACAAUGCCAAAUAAAAGUCCUCAAAUUAGAGCAAAUGUGUAAUUGUUUUUCUUGAUAAAUGAUUUUAACGAUUAAUAAUUGGUCAUUUUAUCAAUAACAACUGACUCACUUUGGUACGUGAAUGAUAAUUUUAUUGAUAACACCGUAACAUGUUCAUGACGUCAUAGAAACACAAAGAGAACAGAGAACUACAGGAAUACCGUUACUACACUGGAGAAACCCACAAGGGCCAAGAGAGACAACCGGAAACCGGAAACAGCCGACUGCAGAGACACGACCGAAAACGGUGGGAAAGAGAGAGAGAGAAAGAGCGAGAGACGCCAACUCCGUGUUGUCAGGGCAACGGAGUCACCGGCUGGAGGAAAAAGAUGGCGGCGGAGAGUCAGGGUUUUAAUAAUUAUUAUGCAUACAAUUAAUUAUACCGGAAGCUUUCGCUUCUCCGCCAGCGAUGAGCUCUAAAGACGACUUCUGUGUGUGUGUGCGCGACAGCGCCCCCUGCUGGAGCUCCUCCUCCCUUUGAGCUGACUGUAAUCGGACAGUUGGAUUUUUAGUGACUUGCAGGCGACGUGAGAAAUCAUGAUCAUCAGCAGCAUCAUCAUCAGCAGCAUCAUCAUCAUCGGGACACAGUCGUUGAAAAAUAGUUAUAAGUGCUUAUAAAAAGGUGAGAUUAUAACGGCCUUCAGUAUAAAAUGACAAAAAGGCUUUUUGAAACACGGCCAGAAGAGCAGAAGGCACACGCUGCUAUCAAAGUCCAUCGGAUCACUUAUUUUUGUAUCAAAUUUAUUUAUGGGGGGUUAAUUUCGGUUUAGCAUGAACGCCUUCAAGUGACCUUUGAUCUUUUCAGUGUUAGAAGAGGGUCAACUGGGCAUUGACGCCAUUACCGGGAUGAGACGUGAAUACAAAAGAGAAGUCUUAUUGGUUCAUAUAAAAAAUAAUUAAAAAUGAGAAAGAGCACGAAGAUUAAACUUGUUGGAGCUUCAGUUCACUCAAAAUAUAAAUCCCUAAUAUGAGGAUUAAAGUGAUAGAUGUCCCCACUGUGGAUAGAGAGGUCAUGACCUCGGAGGAAGAGGUCGACCGACACGCCGUGAAUCUGCAAAGAUAAUAACGUCAAAAAACAAUCCCCCGAAUCUUGAGAUCUUGCAGAUGACAAAAAAAGA
Pseudoliparis swirei is the source of this 6335-nucleotide messenger RNA. RefSeq lists its product as uncharacterized. The coding region runs from base 213 to 1139 and encodes 308 amino acids. NCBI's taxonomy places the organism in Eukaryota, Metazoa, Chordata, Actinopteri, Perciformes, Liparidae. The transcript is spliced from 4 exons. The record is from RefSeq and is a predicted model, not a curated record.